CCAGCGUCUUGAACCCAAAGUAAAGAGCAAACAUCUAUUACCACAUCUCUCACGGCGACACGUUCAUAGCCUCGGCGGAACUGAGAUCUGGCAUAUCUGCUUUAUGCUUUGCCGAUAGGAUAAGGUGUUUCGUCAGAGGCCUGCAUGCCUCAGUGCCUCCGAUGCAGCCUCAUGCAUUGGAGGCUGCGAGCCCCACCAUCAGCCGCUCCUUCGAAGUCGACCAAAUCCCUCGAGAAAUCGUUCCAGCCUCGCCAGCAUCGCUCACCGCAGCCAAGCCUAAAUCCUAACGACCAUGACCACGUUGACGAACGCAUUCGCAUAGUCGAAGAGAUUGGGCAUAGUCGCGGAGUGUUAUUGCGUUGAUACCACCGCACGUCCAACAGCCAUGGACGAUGCGGAUCCCAGAAAUUUCGGAAUCCCCUCAGCUCCUGAUCGAAUCCAGCGAAGGUUGUCAUCGAAAAUCACACCAGCUUUUCGAGUCCCGUCUCCUACAAUCCGGCGAAGGAGGUCCUCCGAAGGCUUACAUCCGCAUCCUUUCGCUCCCGGGCCGAAGCGACCAUUCAAGGUUCCUUCCGCAGAGCCACGAGUCCCGUCACCUCCUCCAUCAAGGCAAAGGGGUCGCGUUCCUCGCGUUUCCCGGGAGCAACGAGUCCCGUCACCUCCUACAGUCCGACAAAGGGUGUCCUUCGAAGGUUUAAGGCCUCACCAUGGCGGCUACGAGUUCCGAGUUCCAUUACCUCCUAUAAUCCGGUCCUCCCCAGGGUCGCCUGGCGGUCAUCGCUUUUCUGAUAAAAGAGUCCCAUCACCUCCUACAAUCCGACGAAGGGUGUCCUCCGAAUCGCCACCUCCCGCCCGUCGCACUUACGCGUUCCGAGUUCCGUCACCUCCGCUCAAUCGGCGCCCCGAAGGGCAGCGCAAAGACCCACGUAGUUUCAGCAACAACACCCUCCCAACGAUCCGCGGGGUUUCCGACUACCAACGGGUCCCAUUGAAUCCUCCUCAAAGUCCUUCCCCUCCCCUACACGACCCUCGCAGACGCUCCUUCGACGAUCGUGAUACGCGUCCUCGUACUCCGCAAUCGCUGUAUCCGACGGUUGAUACUGGAUAUUUGUCCCCUCCAGAUGGAGUUGACUACUCCUCGUCUGGAGGUGAUCGGCCACAGGGAUUGAAGCGUUGGAAGAGCGAAAGAACCCCGGGUCCUAGGGCCGCGACCCCUACGGCCUCUAUAACGCCGCCCAAUUCAACAUUUAGGUCAUCGCUUGCUUCAUCUCCUGGAGUGCUGGGCGACCAGGGAUAUCAGUACAGGGCUCUUCAAGACUUGGAAAUUAGACUGGUUAGGGUUUUCCCGGAAAGAAAAACCAUGAUCAAGUGUGAGAUAAUCCACGCUUCUCUUGAAAAGCCCCCUCGAUACGUGGCUAUUUCUUAUGCCUGGGGAGAUGCGGGAAACACACGGAAAAUUGAGCUGGAAGGUUCCCUUAUUCCCGUCGGCGUCAGCCUCUAUGGUGCUUUAGAGGCACUUCGUCAAAAGGUCGAGUCUGUACUAGUGUGGGUAGACGCUCUCUGUAUAGAUCAACAUAAUAGAGACGAACGUAGCCAGCAAGUCCGGCUAAUGACCGACAUAUACUCGACAGCCGAGUCGGUAGCCAUUUGGCUGGGCCCAGAAGCAGACGACAGCGCUUUGGCAAUAGACUUACUCCGCGCCGUGGCAGACCAAGCCGAUUCCCCAGAAAAGGUUUCCCGCUUAAUAUCCCGAGUUGGAAAACUGGACCUAGCCGCCGUAGUCUCACUGUUUGAGAGGGACUAUUGGAGAAGACUGUGGGUUGUUCAGGAAAUCUUUAAUGCCAGAUCUAUCACAGUACACUGCGGGUCCACCAAACUUCAGUGGGCGGUGUACCAACGCGCCUCUGAUGCUUUUAGUCGACACAGAGCUGACUUAGAUUAUUACUUCCCUGUAGGCCGAAGAGAUUCGAGACGCCACACAAUCUCGCCGAAUCAGUUCAGUUACUCGCAGGUUUUAGUCUACCAAGGGCCCGGCAGCCUUCCGGAUCUCGGAUUAUACAUGGGGCUCGGGGAAGGAUCCCUGCUCGAAGUAUUACGUGCCUGUCGAAGGAAACUUGCCUCAGAUGCAAAGGAUAAGCUAUAUGGGAUUAUUGGUGUUUUGCCAGAGGAGACGCGCAAGGAAUUUCGUGCUAACUAUAGCCUUUCGGUCAAGGAUGUAUAUACGGAAGUCGUCGACUAUCUCCUCAAGACGACCGAGCGCCUAGAUGUCAUCUGUGAUGCCAUUCAUUUCCCAGUUUAUACAGGCUCGGCCAAUCUACCCUCAUACGUUCCGGAUUGGUCACAUAUCCCUCAAACAGCAGCCAUGGGCCACAAAUAUAAUUUCUCAGCUGCAGGCACAACCAAGGCCAAUUGCAGAUUUCUCGAUGAACGUCUAAAUAAGCUUGAAAUUUCUGCGAUUUACCUCGAUACCAUCAGCAUUAACGGCAUUUCCGUAGGCACCCUCUGCACAUUAGCCGACUACCUCAUGGCAUUUCUGCACUGGAUGGCCUUGCUUCUGGCGAGUCUCGACAACAAAACAGAGGAAUACAGCCUCAAGGUACAGAAGGAUUUUUGCAGGACGAUAAGUCUAGACCAGGUACCUCAGGCAUGGGAUAGGUCCGACCAGUGGCUAACUAUCUGUUACCACGUAUUUGCUUCCUUGCUCCGCGAGCGACUGCCUCAUAUGCCGCUCAAUCAAAAAUUGCGAGACUACGUCGACAAGAUGGUGGAUAUCAGGCCUGAAGCUCGCAGGCAAUUUCUCCAGAAACACUUCGGCGAUAGGAUGAUGGGACGUUGCUUCUGUAUCACAGAGGAGAAGCGGAUCGGAAUGGGCUCUGGCUUCAUGUUGCCUGGUGAUAUCGUCGUCGUGCCUUUGGGCUGCUCCACUCCAGUUCUCCUUCGUCUAGAAGGAACUCGUGGUGAGUAUCGGUUUGUCGGCGAUGUAUAUAUUCAUGGGUAUAUGCGUGGGAAGGCGGUUGACCAGUGGAAGGAUGGGAAAAGAGAGGUGAGCAAAUAUGUGCUCCAUUGAAGAAGAUAGGAACAGUGUGGCUAGUUCAAUCCUGCUGCAGCUUCAGCCCGCCCACCAGAUGAAGUCAUUCUCCUGUGGCUAGUGAUCCUCCAGGAUCAAUCUUUCGCAGAACCAAGCAGGCUUUAUCUACUCCAACAGAAUCUCAG
This is a messenger RNA of Hyaloscypha bicolor E, 3213 nucleotides long. RefSeq lists its product as uncharacterized. The transcript has a single exon. The record is from RefSeq and is a predicted model, not a curated record. Lineage: Eukaryota; Fungi; Ascomycota; Leotiomycetes; Helotiales; Hyaloscyphaceae. Bases 386 to 3067 code for a protein of 893 amino acids.